UUAUCGUUACAGUUAAUAAGUCUGAACGCAGAUGUAUUGCCCCAAUACCGUCAGGAAGCGCCCAAAACACCGCCACAUAUUCUCCUUCAUUACUGCGCCUUCAAAGCUAUUUGGGAUUGGGUGAUCCUAUGCCUGACCUUCUAUACGGCUAUAAUGGUUCCCUAUAACGUCGCCUUCAAGAAUAAAACAUCCGAAGACGUCACUCUUCUGGUGCUCGACAGUAUAGUAGAUGUGAUAUUCUUUAUCGAUAUUGUGCUCAACUUUCACACAACAUUUGUGGGCCCGGGAGGAGAGGUAGUGUCAGAUCCGAAGAUAAUUAGGAUGAAUUACUUAAGGAGUUGGUUCAUCAUUGAUCUGCUGUCGUGUCUGCCCUACGAUAUAUUCAAUGCCUUCGACCACUCGGAUAAUGGCAUCGGCAGCCUAUUCAGUGCUUUAAAGGUUGUGCGUCUCCUCAGACUGGGAAGAGUUGUACGAAAACUUGAUCGAUAUCUUGAAUACGGUGCUGCGAUGCUGAUACUUUUGUUAUGUUUUUAUAUGCUUGUGGCCCAUUGGUUGGCCUGUAUAUGGUAUAGCAUAGGCCGCAGUGAUUCGGAAAAUAAUCUCACAUAUAGUUGGCUCUGGAAACUGGGAAACGUAACUCAGAUCCCUUUCCACUUUCGACCGAACAAUUCUUCGCAACGAAUCGAGUUAGAGGGCGGACCCGAGAGGCAGACUAUGUAUAUAACAUCGUUGUAUUUUACCAUGACUUGUAUGACAAGCGUUGGCUUCGGUAAUGUGGCGCCAGAAACGGACAACGAAAAAGUGUUCACCAUUUGCAUGAUGGUUAUUGGAGCCCUGUUAUACGCGACAAUCUUCGGUCACGUGACGACAAUCAUCCAGCAGAUGACGAGUGCGACCGCCAAAUACCACGAUAUGUUGAAUAAUGUGCGAGAAUUCAUGAAAUUGCAUGAAUUGCCAAAAGCUCUGAGCGAACGUGUCAUGGAUUACGUGGUCUCGACGUGGGCUAUGAGUAAAGGCAUCGACACGAAGAAAGUGCUCAGCUAUUGCCCCAAAGACAUGACGGCCGACAUAUGCGUCCAUCUGAACCGUAAGGUCUUCAACGAACACCCGGCCUUCCGACUCGCCUCCGACGGGUGUCUGCGAGCGAUGGCGAUGUACUUCAGUAUGGAUCACAGCGCCCCCGGAGACCUGCUCUAUCACGUCGGCGAGUCCAUCGACUCCCUCUGCUUUGUCAUAUCGGGCUCUCUCGAAGUCAUACAAGACGACGAAGUGGUGGCCAUAUUAGGAAAGGGCGACGUUUUUGGCGAUGCCUUCUGGAAGGAGCCGACGAUUGGCCAGUCGUGCGCUAACGUCCGGGCGCUUACAUAUUGCGAUUUACACGCAAUUAAAAGGGAUAAACUCAUUGAAGUGCUUAACUUUUAUCAGGCGUUCGCCAACUCUUUUGCCAGAAAUCUAGUCCUCACUUACAAUCUCAGGCAUCGGUUAAUAUUUAGAAAAGUGGCGGACAUUAAAAGGGAACAGGAGUUGGCGGAGAGGCGUAAGAACGAUCCGGUGCCUGAUUUGGCUCAGGAUCAUUUAGUUAGGAAAAUAUUCUCCAAAUUCCGUAAGCCAUCGGAUAGUGGUGUGCCUCAAGUGCUGAGUCGUCCGGGUUCUAGUCUAACCCAUACGCCCGCCAUUCAAGACCUCGAGAGGGGAGAAAUGCCUCAGACUUUACAAACGCACGAAACACCGAAACCAAAGCUUUCGAUCGGUUCAGAACCGACGUCGAGGGCCAGCACUGGCGGCAGUCGGGGCUCCAAAUGGGCGGCCGCCCUCUCCAACGCCACCACUAAUAAUAAUAAUAAUAAUAAUAACAACAAUUCGGUGGUUGUGUCGGCACAACAACCGCAACCACCGCCACAGACAUAUGAUACGGCUACAAGUGAUAUGAAUAAACAUCGAGAUAUCGUGAAAACAUCUGAUUUUCAAGACAAUGAAUUAAUGGACAAACAGAUGUCCGAUAGAGACGAUCAAAAUUUAGGAGCCAUUCGUCGAACAGAAUUAGUUUGCAAAAAGUCAGAACAUAUUCAUGUAGUGAAAGACAUACGACCGCCCACUCAGGGCAACAAAUGGCCGCGAGUGGCCACCGGUGGCAGUGCCCGACCCGAGACCAUCGAAGAGUCUACUGAACCCCAGGACAGUGAAGGCAAACGGGUGUCUCAGUUGUCUCAGUUGGCCAUUGAAGGCGACCCGACGGCCGUCAAAACAGUGAGUGAAUCGACAAAAGUAGUGAUUCAACCGAAAAGCAUCAAUAGUUCAGAUUAUCAACAGAUCAUCGCUUCGCUCAUCGAUAUGAGAGUCGACUUAAAACUUGAAAUACAAAAAUUAAGUAAUAAAGUGAGUAAAAUCGAUGAUCACAUCUCUGAUAUUGUGAAAAAACUUUCCGCCUUUAAUCUCAAAACUGAUGACAAUUUGAAUACAACGUCGACCGCCGGCACCGCCGGUGAUAACAAAGCGACGAAACCCGUGUCUGUGAUCUCUAAUAAAAACAAUGACUUUUUCGAUGAAAACGAAGAAAACAGAUUACAAGAGGAAAGUAAUGUGAAGAGUAAUAGGAGUAAAGUGGAGGUUAAGGAUAGCAAAAGUGCCGAUAAAAGUGGUCAUAGAGAUAGAGUACCAUCUCAUCGACCCAUUCCGUCAGUGCCCGUGAGAACUAUUAACUCAAGUAGUCAUAGAAAAUCUGAUAAAUUACAAAAACAAGUGUCCGAUAACUCCAACACUGAAACCGACGAAAUGCGAGCGAUGCUCGAGAAUGAGAUCGCAGAACAAGACAUCGACAACACCGAUGAUGACCAGGACCUCACUUUAUUACUUAAUUUUUGUAUUUCAAGUUUUAAGUCGACUCUCAUAUCGAUGAGCGAAGCGAUGAUCUGUUGA
This is a messenger RNA of Medioppia subpectinata, 2916 nucleotides long. Lineage: Eukaryota; Metazoa; Arthropoda; Arachnida; Sarcoptiformes; Oppiidae. The record is from the annotation of a GenBank genome assembly.